Messenger RNA from Mycena citricolor, 4902 nucleotides. Lineage: Eukaryota; Fungi; Basidiomycota; Agaricomycetes; Agaricales; Mycenaceae. The record is from the annotation of a GenBank genome assembly.
CUGGACGCCUUGAGGCCAGUGUUGCAUUCUGCACCUUAUUCUAAUAAUCGUAUCCGUAGUUUUCAUACUGUUCUGCAUAGUCAUAACUAGGAGGGCAUGGCCCAUAAUACAUGUUGUUGUAGAAAUCACCAGAUUUAGAGUCGAUUCAUAAAGAACCUGAUUGUCGGCUGCGAGUGCGAGGCCGCGAGCAUAUUAAAUAACCAGCCCCCCAGCCUUGAUCUUUUCCUUCGGUCUCCCCCACGCUUACCGGGGCUAACCAAGGUUGCAAGCGCGGGACAGUCAGACUCGCUUCAAGACCAACUCCGAUUCUCGGGACCUAUCUUAAAUAACUUGGUCCGGGUCGGGUUGAUCAGAGCUUUGAAUCCCCGCUUGCAGCCGCUUGUCUGACGGUCGAGCCUGAGUACGCUCGUCUCUUUCCUCGCGCGCUCCCCGGCUCCCUGAAUCGCUCGUCCUGUCGUCUGUCAACUUUCCUUCGCGUCUUUUAUGCAGUCCGUCGAACCACGGAAAUGGCAAGAUGAUCGGGAUUCACCCUACAGCCGCAACCCCACCGGAACUGGCUCCACUGGUCUCACUCUCCUGGUCGCAGGAUGUCGAGGAGGGAAGAGUUCUUUCCUCCGCUUACUCGUCGACACGAGCGCCAUCUCGGCAGACGCGCCCCCCGAGCAGAUUCAGGCCCUGGCCAAGUUCAUACAAGCGUCCAAUGCCCCAACUUCGAAUAUAAGAACGGUCGAUUUCACCGUGUCGACAGACUCGGGACAGGACCUUACCCUGACACUCAUUGACACUCCGGCGCUGGAUGCCCAAGACGAGGCGCACAAUGCAAGGGUCGUGUUGGAGAUGCUUCAUUCGAUCGAGUCGCGGUUAGCGCAAGGAGAAGACGAGGAAUGGACCGCCAAAAACGGGGACCCUUAUGUCCACUUGUGCAUUUACUUUCUUGACCCUGAUCAAAUUGUCCCUCCACCAUGCCCCAUUCCAGUCCUUCCCCGCUCUCGGGCCGACAGUUUUUCUCAAGGCGACUCGGAGCUCACUCUGGAACCUCCCCUGCCCAGCAAUCCAUUGUUGCACCGCCCAUCCCUUCCUCAGUCCGAGAUACAAACCAUCCGCCGGCUCUCCUCGCGGGUUAACGUCCUUCCCGUGAUAGCCCGUGCGGAUCUCUUGUGCAACGAACGGCUUGCGGCUGUGAAAAUGGCCGUGCGAAGAGAUUUGGCUCUGAACGGCAUCGGAUUUGGCAUAUUCGACAUCGAUCAUCAUCCGGGCGCGGACAGAGAGUAUUCAAAUGGCACGAGCAACGGGACAUCAAAAUCACCGCCCAACUCUCCAUCGCUUUCGUCACCGCUUCUGAGACUCCCCUAUGCCCUUAUAUCUCCCGACGCCUAUUCUCAUAGCGACGGCGUCCAUCGGAUCCCUGUAUCCCGGCACGAACUCGCUGUCCAGUACACUCCAUCACCAACAUCUGCCUCCAAGCAAAAGCAAAGGAAAUACACGAGAUCCUAUCGCUGGGGCACGAUUGACAUUUUGGAUCCCUCUCACAGCGACUUCGUCCCGCUUCGCACUGCUAUCUUCCAUCACAUGAAGACCCUCCAGAAAUACACCAGAGAAUACUUAUUCGACAAAUUCCGGAUCGAAUGCUUGCCGCAGCGCUCCUCGAGUCGGCAUCUGCCUCAUCUAACGUCGCUGAGGCUGAGCAGCUCGGUAUCGCACGGAACCCGCCCGAUCUUGGCCAUUGACACAGCCCCCGAGAACGCUGGACCCGUUGUUGGUCGCCGUCACUCGUUACGGGAGAUCACCAUUGGCGACGUCCAUCCCUCGCGCAAUGAGUCCGCGACUGCUCCCGUUAUGGCCAGAGGGCCGGCCCCCGGCUCAGCCACCAUGGGAAGACAGCGGAGCAAAAAGAUCACCGUGGCAUGCAACUUUUGCCGAUCCCGCAAAUUGAAAUGUGACGGCGGCCGCCCUUCGUGCAGUCAGUGCGUGAAGCGCUCUCAUCCCUGCGACUACAUGGUCCAGAACCGGCGACGAACUACCGUACCGCUCAGCAAGGGGGACGAAAGCGACAGUGCGGAGAGUGUCGAGGAAGGCUUGAUCGAGAAUGCAGAUCAAUCUCUUUCACCUGAAGUAGUGCCGCGCCGAAAUCUGUCUCCGCUGCUGGACCGCAGAGACGAGCUCCCGCCGAUCGCCACUGUUUCUCGUCGGUCUUUGGACAACGAGUUGCCGCACAUCACCACCCUUUCUUUGCCCGACACCUCGCCGUCGACUCCCGGCCAGAUAUCUGCACCUUCUCUGCCGCCGAUCCUGCCUGCAUCGGAGCAACAAGCUGCGCAAAGGAAGCGCGCCGCGACUGCUUCGGGGAAACCCGCGCGUUUGCCGACCACUUCUGGUCCCAAAGUCGUUGCUUGCAAUCAUUGUCGAGCUCGCAAGACGAAAUGCGACGGGAUCCAUCCUUCCUGCUCGAGUUGUACGCGACGCAAUCUGUCCUGCACUUAUCUGCACGACUCGAAUGGGAAGAAGCCCAAUCGACGGACAUCUCAGCCCUCGGCUUCUCCCCCUCCUCUGCUUCCGGACGACGGUCCAGAUGAUCACAAGAGGCCGGUGGAUCACCUGGACACCAGUCGGCCGCCGAAGAAAAUGAAGAUGUCGAUGGGUGGCUCGCCCUGACCGACGGAUAUACCCGCGCAUCUUGCUGUGCCUACUACUAGAUACCUUCAUUUGUUGUCUCCAUCUUGUUGUCUUGGGUUUAGGCUUACUUGUAUCUGUAACAUAAAAUGGGCCACUGUAUACAACAUGCCAUCUCUUUGAUGCGCAGUGGCUGUGCAUUUGCUUGUCAAUCUAACUCAGGAAAGUGUCCUUGGCCCUGGCUUACCCACGCUCCUGAAUCUUUCCUGGUGGCCACAAAGGACGUUCACUCAUCCUUUGCCCUCUCCGCCUCUCAUUCGUCACUGCCAUGUUUUCCUUCCGUCGCAAGUCUACUACUCAACCAGAGGCUCCACGAAUCCGCACCUCCCCCUCUCUGCCAACUCUCAACAGUCAGGGAAUUCCAUGGCCAGAGAACCUCAUUGAUGUCGAGGCCAUCCGCCAGACUUCCCCAGAUCUCGAGCAGCCUAAAUCUCCGAUUCAAUCCGCUGCGCGGACCCCCAUUCCCUUUCAUAAACCCUUCCGCGCCGCUUCUGGCCACGCUGGAAAUGGGACCAUUUCUUCCCUGUACAUGUCUUCCCCACCGUCGGCUUUCAACACUCCAGAUGGCCGCAAGUCCUCCGCCUCCAACACGCGUCUGAGCAGUCAACGUCGGGCCAAAGUUCCUCCCACUUUCAACAUCAUGGUGGGUCUGGUACUCCUGCUUUGUGUCUCGCUUUCAUCGGGCUCUCACAGGUUGUGGGGAGCAAGGGCAUAGGCAAAACAAGGUGCGUGGCUUGGAGUCUGGUCGUAAUGCGGCACUAAAGAGGUUUAAGCUUGUUACGCUUGCUCUUGGAUACCGCCGAUGUGUCUCCGACCGCAACGGCCGACCAGCGGGCCGCCGCUCAUGCGUUCCUUCGCGGACAACCCAAAAGCACUCAGUCGAUCCAGACAGCCUGCGUGGAAAUCUGUGAAUCCCGCUUCGAUAGAGUGUUACUUUCGGUCAUUGACACGCCCGGACUCGACUUUUCGGAGGGUCGCGAGCUGAAGCUGGAACGCCAAGUCAACUCGGUCAUGAAGUACAUUGACGCACAGUAUGCUGAUACGAUGAGCGAGGAAUCCAAAGUGGUCCGUAAAAGCAAAGGAGACCAACACAUCCACCUGUGCAUCUACAUGAUCGACCCCACGUCAAUCAUGUCCAAGACUGGCCGCGCAGAGCAGUCUUCGCUGCCUCAGAAAACGCGAUCAGAAACUACAGUUUCAUAUCGCAAUCCUCCUGAUCUCGUGCCGGAUACUUCCUCGGACGACUCUGAGGAUGAAAGUGAGGGAGCCUUGACUAUGAGUCCAGCCGAGCUUCGCGUUAUCCGUCGCCUCUCGGCUCGGGUCAACUUGCUGCCCGUCAUUGGUCGCUCAGAUGCCCUGACGGAUACUAAACUGGCACAAGUGAAGACCGCUGUACAAGAAGGUCUUACUGGGGCAGGGCUCGAUUUCGGCGUGUUUAGUCCUCCCAGCUCGGAGACGGUUGAAACCCCGAAGCGACGUACUCGCUUUACCGAAGCGCACGGAGACGGAAAUGGGGAAGUGAAAGACGAAGAAGAGGAAGAGGAUGAACGCCAAUCGCGACCUGUUAUCAAGUUGAGGAGUCGCAACCGCGGACUAUCACGUUCGCGUUCUCGUCGAGAUCUCUCUCGUGCAGGAGACGACGACCGCCGGCCUGUCUCUCCCGAUGCCGAGAGUCUGGCUCAAGUUCGGUUCUCCGCUCACAUCGUCGCCAAGACCGACCUGAGCACGUUGUUGCCCUUUGCGCUGAUUGCGCCGGAAACUAGGCGGAACAAACGCGACUCGGAAGACACACACGCUCUCAACACUCCGUCUUCUCUGGUACGACAGUCUGAGGAUGGACACACCUCUGAGUCAUCUGUUGAUGACCAGACUCCGUCGACCCCGGCUUCUGCUCGCUCUGGCAGAGCCUUGCCUUUCUUGAAAGGCCCGAUGCACGACGAUCUCAAGGGUGUGUUUGUGCGCAAAUACCGAUGGGGAACCAUCGACGUCCUGGACCCCAGCCACUGCGACUUUGCUGCUCUCCGAACAGCCGUUCUGUCCACUCACCUCAAUGUUCUCAAAAACCACACGAAAGAACACUAUUAUGAGAAAUUCAGAACAGAGAAACUGCUCGCUCGCCGUGCAACUGCCAACUUUACUGAUGAAGAAACUCAGAGACUGCUGGAAGAUCUUGGAUUGUAAAACAAUCUCGAUGCUCAUCUAUCGCUGUAGGAAAUUACCAUCUGAUGGAUU